AUGCUACCAUGGUUUCUACCAAAGGGUAGUCUACAUAUAGCGGAGUGGUAUGAAAAUAUUACUACGCCUGAUUUUCGAAUUAAGCCUACACCUAGUGGUUAUACGGACGAUGAAAUAGCUCUCCAAUGGCUUUUCUCUUUCCACGAAGCUACAAUUUCUCGGGUGCAAAAGGGGAGGCCUCGGCUUCUUUUAAUGGAUAAUCAUAGAUCCCAUACAACUAUCGAAUUCACCCAAUUUUAUACCGCCGAAAAUAUUAUCCCAGCAUAUUUCUUACCCUAUACAACAUAUAUCUGUCAACCGCUCGAUGGUGAAGCUUUCCAAUGCUUAAAGCAUUACUUUCGUACGACAAAUAACGAGGUUGUUAUGCAUAUUCGACGAAGUAUGCAAGCAAAUACCUUUUUAUCCCAACAGCUUGAUCUAGUGAAGGAGAGUCUCAAGACCUCUCAAUUCCACAAAUCAGCUGUAAAUCAGCCAAAAAAUGGGAAAUCGCUUCUUAGGACUAGGGGCUCGGCUCUAUCUCCUAUAUGCGCAAAUAGGAUGAUGGUAAAAAGGCAGGAUGCUGAGGCUAAGAAGUUGAUUCGUCUACAAGCAAGGCAGGCCAAGGCCUUAGAAGCUCAAUCGCAGGCCCAAUUAGCUAGAGAUUUAGCUGAAGCUGAGCAUGAAGCUUCAAUGGCAGCAAGAGAUAGUAGUGGUGGAAAUUGGUAUAUAGAUACUACUGGGGGUUACCUGUAA
Messenger RNA from Penicillium concentricum, 732 nucleotides. RefSeq lists its product as uncharacterized. Bases 1 to 732 code for a protein of 243 amino acids. Gene Ontology annotation, molecular function: DNA binding. The record is from RefSeq and is a predicted model, not a curated record. Gene Ontology annotation, cellular component: nucleus. NCBI's taxonomy places the organism in Eukaryota, Fungi, Ascomycota, Eurotiomycetes, Eurotiales, Aspergillaceae. The transcript has 2 exons.